AUGGACAAGAGUUUGCGUUUGCAGCUGGAAUUGCGGCAGAAAAUCAUUGAAUCUUACAAAGUUGUAUCCGUUUACAAAACUAUAAUCGAUGCGUACAUAGUGGACUUCUUCCAUCAAAAUCACUGGAACAGCUUAUCGCCCAGUUGGAAUCGCUUCUUCAGCACUGUGCCAAUCCAACAACUCCCGGAACUUCUUUCCUUUGAAUGUCGGAGCAACGAAACGAAUGUGUGGCCUUUGACAUUGUUAGCCUUACGAUCGCUUUUUCGUCGAUUGGUACAUACCAGAAGUAAGCCGAAGGAACAACAGCCUACCACUUCCAGUGGUGUGAACCACAAAAAAACAGCUUUGUUUAAAAAAUCAGUUAAACUGAAAAAGCGACAUGAGAUUGAACAAUUCGCUAUCAACUGCUCACGUGAACCGCUCGAAAGCUUCUGUAACACGCUGAUCGACAUUGGUUCAGGUCAGGGGAACCUAGCGCGCAGUCUUGCCUACGGAUACGGGUUCCGGGUCUGUUGUUUAGAUCAAAAUGAAUCGUUCGUCCAAGCGGCAAGGGAAAAAGACAAGGAACUUUGGCGUCGUUUAGCCAAACUCGAUCCAUCUUUAUGUGGCACGAUCACUCAUCCCGUCCAUCUGCACGAGAAAGUCAAUCUCGAUCACAUUGAUCCUGUGCGCUUCGUGCAACUCCUGCGAGAUGCAUUGAAUGUCGAAAAGGAACAACAAUCUGAAGAGUUUAAGUUCGGAUUAAUCGGGCUCCAUCCGUGUGGCGAUUUGGCACCAUCGUUGCUUCGGCUUUUCCUCGCAUGCCAGGAGUGUCGGUUCGUGAAGCUCGUAUGCUGCUGCUAUAUGAAGCUUUCCUGUGAGACAUCAAUGUCCACAAGCGCGACGAAUGAUUACGGUUUCCCGCUUAGUGACUUUUGUCGCACUACUAAACUCGCCCUAAGCUACGAAGCUCGCGAAAUUGGAUGCCAUGCCAUUGAACAGUAUCGGAACAAGCUGGGAAACGAUUAUCAUGAGCUUAAAGUGCACGCUUACCGUGCCGCCAUCGAGAGCAUCAUCAUUCGUAUGCGUCCUGAUUUGAAACAUUCCGGACUUAAAGGUGGCAUUAAGGCCACCGAAGUGAGUUUUGCUGAAUACUGCCAACAUGCGAUUGCAGGACUAGGGAUCAUCAUACCGGAGAAAGAUAUCCAAUCGCAAGAGACGCAACUUAAUCUCAGCCGAUGGAAAGAGGUUGUAAAGUUUUAUACCAUAAGACUGAUGUUUGCACCACUCAUAGAAACAAUCAUCCUAUACGACCGUUUACUGUUUCUGCUCGAAAAAGGUGCGCAGGCUCGCAUAGAUGUUCUUUUCGAUCCAUGCCUUUCUCCACGGAAUCAUGUCAUCACUGCGUAUAAGUGA
Messenger RNA from Anopheles marshallii, 1395 nucleotides. RefSeq names its product methyltransferase-like protein 25B. The record is from RefSeq and is a predicted model, not a curated record. Bases 1 to 1395 code for a protein of 464 amino acids. The transcript is spliced from 4 exons. NCBI's taxonomy places the organism in Eukaryota, Metazoa, Arthropoda, Insecta, Diptera, Culicidae.